Molecule: messenger RNA, 2862 nt
Organism: Hippopotamus amphibius kiboko
Lineage: Eukaryota; Metazoa; Chordata; Mammalia; Artiodactyla; Hippopotamidae
Gene: ZNF584
Product: zinc finger protein 584
Exons: 3
Coding region: 313-1452 (379 amino acids)
Biological process (GO): regulation of transcription by RNA polymerase II
Cellular component (GO): nucleus
Molecular function (GO): RNA polymerase II transcription regulatory region sequence-specific DNA binding; DNA-binding transcription factor activity, RNA polymerase II-specific
Source: RefSeq, a predicted model, not a curated record
UCCGGCGUUGUCCCCUGUUGCUAGUUUCGCCGCCGCUGGUGUUCGGUGCGAGCACUUUGAAGGCAGCACUCGCGCCUCAGAGACCCCCGGUGGGGGAAGCGCAGGGACCCUCGCCGCGCCUUUGCUUGCGCGGUGACCCCGGGACAGGACCCCCUUUUCCUGAGGCUCGCUGUCGCCCCCUGAGGACGUCCCGAGGCGGCUCCCAGCCCUCGGCACAUUUUCCUCAGUCGGCCGCAGGCUCCUGCGCGCUGGGCGAGGUGGCGGCUCCGGAUCUCAGCUGCGUCUGCUGAAACCCUCCGCCCACAGGUUCCAAUGGCAGAGGAGUCGCAGGGCCUGGUGACCUUUGAGGAUGUGGCUGUGUAUUUCUCCCGAGAAGAGUGGGGGCUCCUUAAUUUGACCCAGAGGAGCCUGUACCGUGAUGUUAUGCUGGAGAACUUUGCACUCAUUGGCUCACUGGGUUGUCUGUGUAGACUGCGGGAUGAGGAAGCCCCUUCCGAGCAGGUGAAGAGCUGCAGAGUCCACCUGUCAGAGAAGCCCUUUCUGUGCAGGUCAUCUGGGAAGGACAUCCCUGCUGCCUUAGGCUUUCUGCAGUCCCAGGCCACCCACAGAGAGGGGAUGCCACGCAGGAGCACCGAGUGCAAGGAGGCCUUCCCACUCGGCUUCACUCACCAGCAACAGCAGGGAGGUCACUCCGCACAGAAGCCCUUCAGGUGCAGUGACUGCGGGCAAGCCUUCCUGAAGGCCUUCAUGCUCCUUGACCACCUCAUCACUCAUGCCAAAGAGAGACCCUUCAUGUGUGGAAAUGUCACCAAGAAAUCAACCCUGGUUCAUCCCCAAAGAACUCACACUGGGGAAACAUCCCAUGUGUGUAGUGAGUGUGGGAAGGCCUUCAGUUACCCAUCUAAACUGAGGAAGCACCAGAAGGUUCACACUGGCAUAAAACCUUUCAAGUGUGGUGAGUGCGGGAAAACCUUCAACCGCAAAGAUGCACUUGUUCUGCACCAGAGAGUUCACACUGGAGAGAGGCCUUACAAGUGCAGCGAGUGUGGGAAGUCCUUCAGUGUUUUGUCUACCCUCAUUCGGCACCGGAAAGUUCACAUUGGAGAAAGGCCCUAUGAGUGCAGGGAAUGUGGGAAGUUCUUCAAAUACAACCAUAGCUUCAUUCUUCACCAGAGAGUUCAUACUGGAGAAAGGCCUUAUGAGUGCAAGCAGUGUGGGAAAACAUAUGUGACCCGCUCUGGGCUGUAUCAGCACUGGAAAGUCCACACUGGAGAACGUCCAUACGAGUGUAGCCUGUGUGGGAAAACCUUCACUACCAGGUCCUACCGCAAUCGGCACCAGCAGUUUCACACUGAAGAGAGGUCCUAUGAAUGUACAGAAUGUGGGAAAGCCUUCAAACAUAGUUCUACCCUCCUUCAGCACAAGAAAGUCCACACUGGAGGAAGGCCAUAGGAGGACAGGGACGUGAGAAAACCUUUAGCUAUGGCUGGCACCUUGUUCAACAUGAAAGGUAUCACUGCAGAAAGGAGACUGAGGAGAGAAGCUAUUUGAAAGCUAAACACAUCACACCUAGCACCCACACUGGGCUGGUACCAGGUACGUGGGAAGGUUUUGGGAGCUACGUUGCACUCUGACCUACCCAGGCUGUUGGCAGUGUUGAGUCUGCCAGUUUCUGUGACAGAAGCCAUCCUACCUCUACCACUUGGCAGGUCCCUGUGGUGUGCAUCCGUCAUCCUGUAUGCUCAGGGAAGCUGACCUCUGUGCUCCCCACUUGAUAAAGGAGAGAAUCAUGAGUCGUGGAGACCAUAAUGGGUCUUAUUCCCUCCCCCUGUCUGGUUUAGGUGUGCACAUGACUUAGUUCUGGCCAAGAGUAGCUGAGCAGUGUCUGCUAGGGGCUUCCAGGGAAGGUUAACCAUUUUCAUGGACACUGUUGACACUAUAUUUGGUCCCUGCUAUGCAUUUAUCCAACCCUGGAACUGAUUCACAUUGCUCUGGCAUGUCUGGUAAUAAAGGCUUUUUUGUUUAAAUCACCCUUGGUCUUUGGGAUAUGUGUGUGGAAGGACUGAGAACAAAAUUGGGCUCAUGAAUAGAGGGAAUGGUUUCUGUGGGGGUCCCUGAAUUUUGUCUGCCUCAGUGGGGACAGCUCCAGUCAAGGUUGGUCUAAUUUGCACUGGUGCCUGAGACCUCCAGGGAAAGAUUAAAGGGCUCUGUGGGUGACUCUUCAGCCUGGAUGUCAGGUUUACUUGUGGAUUUAGAGCUCACUUGAAGAAUGGGGUGGUCGGUUUAAGAUCCCUGUGUGACUAGGGACUAGCACCAGCUGGGUUCCUUGUUCCCCGGGAAUGUUCUGCAACCUCCAGCAUUGGUCAGAAGAAGCUGUUUCCAGAAUCAGCUCAGAAGCCAUGCUGUCUGAAAUUGAGAAUGUGGAGGUAAGUUCUAGACUGGCUGUUAAGUCCUAUAGGGACCUACUGAAAAGAGUAAGUAGGCACAGAAGCACUGAAGGAAGUCAUGCGGAGCGGGGAGUCUGGUAAAGGACUUGAGCUCAUUCUAAAGAGGCAUCCAGAAAUGUUCCAGGAACCACGGUUUCACAAGGUGAGGCAUGCAGAAUUUCUCAGGAAUUGUAAACCUGUUCUGUGUGUCCAAGGUCACUGUCAGCAAAUAAUCUAUAGGUUUCCUGGAUUCUCAUAGCCUUUCUGGGCAUGUUUACCUCCUGGCCAUCGCCCUGGGAUUGAGAAGCUCCUGUAGUCCUAGGAUGUGGCUUCUGUGACCCAGCCAGUGUUGCUGGUGUGUCUGUAUACUACAACCUUGGCUGUUUUUGCUGCCGCUGUCCCACGGCUCCAGGGAAAGAAGUGGUUGAAUCAACAU